AUGUCUGCCGUUCCAUUUCCAUCUCUAAUUCCACCUGUUGCUACUCUUUGCUGUAAUUCAACAGCAUUACGUGGCCAACGGCUACCAGCCACAGGUGUCGUUGCUUGUAGAUAUUUAUUUGACCAUAAUCAAUGGGAAGCCGAGCUACAAACAUUCUAUACACAAGAAAAACACUUUUGCUUGUUAAUUGACCAAAUGUUCCAAGCCACUGCGUUUUUACGUGGUUUAAAUCAAAACCAAUAUGUUCAUUCCAUUUAUUUGUUAAAUGUGGGAAUGGCUCUUACCAACGGGGAAAAUUACGCGAAGCUAAUUGAUAUUUACGAAUCGAUCGAUAUAAUGUACCACGAGAUGUUUCAUCAGAUGGCUCUGUACUGUAUUGGUGAAGCGAUAACAUUGAGGUUUCUAUCGACGGAAGCGAACGAUGUCUGCGAGCAAUUUGCACGAAAAUACGAGCUUAUGGCUGCUGAUUUAAGGACAGACUUAUCUUUGGACGUGUUCAUGACUGAUAACACUGAAAGUGCACAAGCUCAAACUUGA
Messenger RNA from Didymodactylos carnosus, 537 nucleotides. Lineage: Eukaryota; Metazoa; Rotifera; Eurotatoria; Philodinida; Philodinidae. The record is from the annotation of a GenBank genome assembly.